Molecule: messenger RNA, 1191 nt
Organism: Aspergillus mulundensis
Lineage: Eukaryota; Fungi; Ascomycota; Eurotiomycetes; Eurotiales; Aspergillaceae
Product: biotin synthase
Exons: 2
Coding region: 1-1191 (396 amino acids)
Biological process (GO): biotin biosynthetic process
Cellular component (GO): mitochondrion
Molecular function (GO): 2 iron, 2 sulfur cluster binding; biotin synthase activity
Source: RefSeq, a predicted model, not a curated record
AUGUCUGUCUCUCUCACACGGUCCCUUCCCAGGGCCUUCGUAAGGUCUUAUGGCACUGUCCAGUCGUCUCCCACUGCCGCUUCCUUCGCGAGCAGAAUUCCUCCGGCUCUCCAGGAAGCUGUUUCCGCCACUGCCCCGCGCACCAACUGGACUCGCGAUGAAGUCCAACAGAUCUACGAGACGCCCUUGAACCAAUUAACCUAUGCGGCUGCAGCUGUCCACCGCCGCUUCCACGACCCCUCCGCUAUCCAGAUGUGCACAUUGAUGAACAUCAAGACCGGUGGAUGCAGUGAAGAUUGCUCCUACUGCGCCCAGUCUUCCCGGUACAGCACUGGCCUCAAGGCCACGAAGAUGAGCCCCGUCGACGACGUCCUCGAAAAGGCUAGGAUCGCCAAAGCGAACGGCAGCACACGUUUCUGCAUGGGGGCCGCUUGGCGUGACAUGCGAGGUCGCAAGACGAGUCUGAAGAACGUCAAGCAGAUGGUCUCUGGCGUUCGGGAGAUGGGGAUGGAAGUCUGCGUUACGCUAGGCAUGAUUGACGGUGAUCAGGCCAAGGAGCUGAAAGAUGCCGGUCUGACAGCGUACAACCACAACCUCGAUACUUCCCGCGAAUUCUACCCAACGAUCAUCACAACCCGGUCCUACGACGAGCGACUGAAGACCCUGUCCCACGUCCGCGAUGCAGGCAUCAACGUCUGCUCCGGCGGUAUCCUAGGACUCGGUGAGGCCGACUCUGACCGCAUCGGUCUCAUCCACACUGUUUCGUCGCUCCCCUCUCACCCCGAGUCAUUCCCCGUGAACGCCUUGGUUCCCAUCAAGGGCACACCCCUGGGAGACAAGAAGAUGAUCUCCUUCGACAAGCUCCUCCGCACCGUCGCAACCGCCCGAAUCGUCCUCCCCGCAACCAUCGUCCGCCUCGCCGCAGGCCGCAUCUCUCUGAGCGAAGAGCAGCAAGUCUCGUGCUUCAUGGCGGGCGCCAACGCCGUCUUCACCGGCGAGAAGAUGCUAACGACCGACUGCAACGGCUGGGACGAGGACCGCGCCAUGUUCGACAAAUGGGGCUUCUACCCCAUGCGCAGCUUCGAGAAGGAAACUAGUGCCGUCUCCCCGCAGCAACAGAUUGACUCCGUUGCUGAGCCCAAGGACUUGAAGACCCCCGCUGCGCCGGCCGCAGCCACUGAUGCCCUAUGA